GUAGAUCGAAGCUUCGUUUUAUCGUUUGAAACGCUCUGCAAUGGCGGCUGGGUUCUUCCGAGCAGAGAUGUUAAUGUUAUCCUCUACGUUGGCGCGCUCAUACUCUAUUCCCUUCCGCAAAACGCUAAUGUCCUUCAACUUUCGAAUUGCAAUGCAAAGAAACCAUUUUUCCAGAAUUCGACGAUCUCGUGUUGCUGCUUUCAGCUCAUCGCCUCCUUCUCAUUCACGAAACUUUCCACUUCCAGGGGUAGAGGAUGUCUUUGUUGGUUAUCUAUUUGGUAGGAAGAAGGCAACGGAAGUAGCUCAUGUUGUGUGGGAGAAGGUAAUCCAAAAGGGAGAUAUGGUUGUUGAUGCUACAUGUGGAAAUGGCAACGAUACUUUAGCAAUGUUGAAGAUGGUUACUGAUGAUUCUGAUGGUUCUGGUGGCUGUGUCUAUGCAUUGGACAUUCAGAAAGAUGCCAUUGAGAGUACUUCUUCUUUGCUAGAUCAAACCCUUGGUUCCAAAGAGAAGGAACGUGUCAAGCUCUUUAACAUCUGUCAUAGUAAGAUGGAAGAAAUUGUUCCUGAAAACUCUAGUGUGAGGAUGGUUGCAUUCAAUCUGGGGUAUCUUCCAGGUGGAAACAAGUCAAUAAUCACUGUCUCGAAUACAACACUGAAGGCACUGGAGGCUGCUGAGAGAGUCUUAAUGCCAGGUGGACUCAUAAGCUUGAUAGUUUACAUUGGUCAUACUGGUGGAAGGGAAGAGUUAGAAGUGGUUGAAGCUUUUGGGUCAAGUUUACCGGUCAGUGAUUGGGUCUGCUGCAAAUUCCAAAUGUUGAACCGGCCGUUAGCACCUGUUCUUGUUUUCAUGUUCAAGAGAGAAAAAUGAUUAUUUUAGAUCUACAAAAGCUUUGUGUGCAUCUACAUUGUAGAUUCUACAUCAUCGGUCACUUGCAUGGUUUGUUCUUAUUAAAGUUGUAACUUAUAACCUCAAGAGUUCUUUUUUGUUAGUAUACGAUAUGAAGCUGC
Messenger RNA from Eruca vesicaria subsp. sativa (arugula), 1008 nucleotides. Lineage: Eukaryota; Viridiplantae; Streptophyta; Magnoliopsida; Brassicales; Brassicaceae. The record is from the annotation of a GenBank genome assembly.